AUGACCGUUCAAGUUGAUCAACUCACCAACGAGAAGAAGAAGAAUGAAAAGGAUUUGGAGGAAAUGGACAAAAUGAUCAACGACUUGAAUGCUGAAGUCGACAUGGCACAGAAGCAACUUGACACUGCAAAUGAUGACAAAGAUUGCAAUGAAGCGAUGAAACAGAAAUACCAAGACGAACUGAUGAGUGUUAGAAGUGAACUUGAUCAAGAAAAGAAAGACCACGCCAAGACCCAACUGAUUAAAGGAAAGUACAAGAAAGAUAUUGCUGAAAUCACAGUCAGAGCUGAAACCCUUGAGAAGAACAUGGGAACUAAUACUGAACUCGACGAGAAACAAGACAAAUGUGACAAACUUGAAGACAAUAUGUCUGAGAUGAAGACUGAAUUGAGGCAACAUUUAAAAACAGUUGAAAAACACUUAUGA
Entamoeba invadens IP1 is the source of this 426-nucleotide messenger RNA. RefSeq lists its product as hypothetical. Lineage: Eukaryota; Evosea; Mastigamoebida; Endamoebidae. The record is from RefSeq and is a predicted model, not a curated record. The transcript is spliced from 2 exons. The coding region runs from base 1 to 426 and encodes 141 amino acids.